Messenger RNA from Pelagomonas calceolata, 1299 nucleotides. Lineage: Eukaryota; Pelagophyceae; Pelagomonadales; Pelagomonadaceae. The record is from the annotation of a GenBank genome assembly.
GGUCGAGCGGCGGCGACGCGGGCGCCACUCGCGCCAUGCCACGCUGCAUUAAUUGCCACCUACCAAUUCCUGGUUUAUCUUUUACGGGAACCUGCGGCCAGUGCUAUAAUGAGUCCCUAUUUGCACGUACAGCAGAGGAACAGACAGCGGACCUGAAAGCAAGGCAGGCGCGGCGCCGCAAGCUGAAACCGCAACUCGCUGAUCUCCUGCGGAAGCACGCAGCAAACCGGGCGGAAGUCGCAAAAAAAAUCCUGACGUUCGUCGGCUUUGACCUCCCGGGUCAGUAGGCCAUGCGCCGCACCGCGCUCGCGCUUCACGCCAUCGCGGCGACGGCGAAUGCGCACUCGUGGGCCGCACGCAUCGAUGCCAAAGAUGCGCCGGCCAUCCGUGCGGCGCUAGAUAGCGGACAACCAUUUGUCGCGGCAGGAGCAUUGAGCCCUGAGGCUUGCGACGCGUGGACUGGUAACCUCAUGGAGGGGUUCGGCGACGCCAUCGUGACCCAGCAGAUCGCGGGCGACCCCUUCGACGCGCCGCUCGCGGAGUUCUUUUACGACGCGCUGGCGUCGACCCACGAAACGCCACAUUUCCUCUUCGACGAGGCACUGCUCGAGGGCAACUUACGCGCCGCCGCAAUCGCGCCGCAGCGCGCCAUUUUCGAAGGAGAGGAGUCGUGGCUCGACGCGUUUCCAGCGGAGCGGCGGCCGGCGGACGCCUGUGUGGUCUGCGCGGGCGCAGGCGCGCGAUCACCGCUCCACAGGGACCCCUACGACUGGACGGGCACGUCGCUCUGCCUGGAGGGCUCCAAGGUCUGGCGGUUCCUGCUCGACGUCGACGACGCCGAUCUCGAGGCCUACAAACUGCCGAGCGAGGCCUUUGGGGACGAUAGUGCUGGCACGCAGUCCGACAUCGACCUGUAUUGUGUUCAGGAAGGCGACUGGCCCGACGCGGCCGACUUCGAAGACGACCGGGACCUCGUCAAGGCCAAAGCGGGACCGGAGAACUUUACGCCAUCGACGCAAGUACCGGGGCGCUUCUGCACGGCGCUGCAAUUCGCCGGCGAUGUGGUGAUUGUGCCGCCAAAGUCGUGGCACCAGACCUACGCCCUCGAGCCGUCCUGCGCCGUCGCGUCCCAGUUCUGCGGGCGCCGCGACGCGCCGACCGUUUUUGAGCAUAUGAUCCGCCAUCGGUCCCGCGACGACGACCGCGUCCUCGACCUCGCGCGGACGGCGCCGCCGCGGGACGCGGUUCGUGCGCUGUUUGCGCGUCUCGAUUCGGAUAGCUAAAAUAUUCAUGUGUGCA